AUGGAGCGGAGACGGGAUUUUAGGAGCAUCAUCAAUUCAGUCCCCUUCACCUUUCUUGUCGGCCCAAGUCAUACGAAAUUGACCAUCCAGUCGGGUCUCGCCCGUCAUGUAUCCAGGCCACUCGACCAUCUCAUGAACAGUGGCCAGACGCGAGAGUCUAAGCAUCAGAUUGCUAUCCUAGAAGACGAAGACGUGGAGACCUUUGUCGCAUUCUGCGAAUAUGCGUACUCGGGAGACUAUAGCGUGCCGGCGCCGGGUUCGCGAGAGGACGAUGGCGUUCAAGAUUCCUUCAACAACCCGUUCCAGGGAAUGUUCUCCGGGAAUGCCGGUGGCUCGCCCCGUCAAUCGGCAAAAGCCGCCGAGAUGACAUGCGAGAAGGCUCAGUGUGAGGCCGACAAUGGGUAUAAUGUCGCUGCUAGUAACGAAGGGAAAGUUGGGAAUCGCGGCCAACAGUCACCAGGAGCAGGCCAGGCUUGGUAUCUCUCGACCACUACAGAGUAUCCACCUCAGGAUCCAACAAUUACACCCCGAGAAUCAGUGCGUUCCCAUUCUCCUUCCGAGGACCCCUCAUCCUCUAGGGGAAGGAGGCGCCACCGAGGGAAAUCCGACGCACAACGACAAACCCAGAAUCCUACUUCAAAGCUCACGCCACCACGCACCCCUCCUGGUUAUGCGAAGGUCAAACCUGUCGGAUACUCAAAUGUAGAGUCAGCUGAACCCCCCCUCGCCAUGGACCCAGAGCAAACCGAGGCGGAUCAGCUUGCCACACAUAUGAGCGAUUGGGAGCGUUCCACAUCAAUCUUCAGCAACAACGACGAUGGCGACCACACAUAUGAGCGGCAUAAACAUCAGCAACGAGAGAGCCCCAGUAGAAGCCGGGCGCGGCCAGUCAUAGAUACCUCGUUUGCCAAUCAGGAAUUCUCACCGCACCACGAGCAGGGAACAAGUCUGUGGGAUGAGUUCACAGGCAUCGAUGACCCCAAUUUCGAGUCCGCAGAACCUUCGGACCCGCUUCCAGGGCCUGAAUUGCCAUACCUGAUCUUUCACGCCAAGUUGUAUGUCUUUGCUACACGUUACCUGAUCCCAGACCUCGCCCACCUGUGUUUGCAAAAACUGCACCGAGACCUUCUGAAUCUGGCAUUCUCGGACCCCGACCCGGAAGACCAGUAUGCAGAGGAAUUCGUCUUGACGACGACCAAGGCCAGGAUGGUGGUCGACCUUCUGGAGUACACCUACAUAAAAACGACCCGCCUGGAGCCGAUCACACCCUCCUCAGCCACUCAACUUCGAGAUAAUGAGCUUCGGAGACUUGUUGUGCACUACGCGGCAUGCAAGGUGCGGGAUCUUGCAGAGUACUGUCCUCCGACAGAGCCCAUUGCAGGCUCACCCUUCUAUCCAGAAAAGGCGUCGGCUCGUGGAUUUCGUGCACUUCUGGAUACCAUUCCAGAACUCGCUUCAGACCUGAUAUAUCGCAUGAUUUAG
Molecule: messenger RNA, 1482 nt
Organism: Aspergillus calidoustus
Lineage: Eukaryota; Fungi; Ascomycota; Eurotiomycetes; Eurotiales; Aspergillaceae
Source: the annotation of a GenBank genome assembly